GUGUGCGCUCGCCAGCCCCCUUGCCUCCGCCGCCGCCAUGGCUCUCCUGCACAGCCACCGGCUCCUCACCGUCCCGCGCUUCGCCGCCGCCCGCGCUAGCUCAUGGUGGUCCCACGUGGAGAUGGGUCCCCCCGACCCCAUCCUGGGUGUGACAGAAGCUUUCAAGCGUGACACCAAUUCCAAGAAGAUGAACCUGGGUGUUGGGGCAUACCGGGACGACAACGGGAAGCCGUACGUCCUGAACUGUGUUCGUAAGGCAGAGGCCAUGAUAGCAUCCAAGAAGAUGGACAAGGAGUAUUUGCCCAUUGGGGGGCUAGCGGAUUUCACCCGGGCAUCUGCAGAACUGGCUCUGGGUGAAAACAGUGAGGCUUUCAAGAGUGGCCGGUAUGUCACUGUGCAGGGUAUUUCUGGGACUGGAUCUCUGCGAAUUGGAGCCAACUUUUUGCAACGGUUCUUCAAGUCUAGCCGUGACGUGUAUCUACCCAAACCAUCCUGGGGAAAUCACACACCCAUUUUCCGUGAUGCUGGCCUGCAACUUCAGGCCUACCGCUACUACGACCCCAAGACAUGUAGCCUUGACUUCUCUGGAGCCCUGGAUGACAUUUCUAAAAUUCCAGAGAAGAGCAUCAUCCUCUUGCAUGCUUGUGCUCACAACCCCACCGGGGUGGAUCCCCGGCAGGAGCAAUGGAAGGAGUUGGCAGCUAUGGUGAAGAAACGAAACCUCCUCGUGUACUUUGACAUGGCCUACCAGGGCUUUGCCAGUGGAGACAUCAACCGGGAUGCCUGGGCUGUGCGGUAUUUCAUUGAGCAGGGCAUUAACGUCAUCUUGUCACAGUCCUAUGCCAAGAACAUGGGGCUGUACGGAGAGCGUGCGGGCGCCUUCACAGUGAUCUGCAGUGACGCAGAGGAAGCCAAGAGGGUUGAGUCACAGCUGAAGAUCCUCAUCCGCCCCAUGUACUCCAACCCACCCCUGAACGGAGCCCGCAUUGCCUCUAUCAUCCUGAACACCCCUGACCUACGGAAGGAGUGGCUUGUGGAGGUGAAGGGCAUGGCCGACCGGAUCAUCAGCAUGCGGACUCAGCUGGUGUCCAACCUCAAGAAAGAGGGAUCUUCCCACAACUGGCAGCACAUCACUGACCAGAUCGGCAUGUUCUGCUUCACAGGGCUGAAGCCUGAGCAGGUGGAGCGGCUGAUCAAGGAGUUCUCCAUCUAUAUGACAAAGGACGGACGAAUCUCUGUGGCGGGAGUUACGUCGGGCAAUGUAGGUUACCUGGCUCAUGCCAUCCAUCACGUCACAAAGUAAAGACAAAGGUGUGCCCUGGAGCUGGUGGCACUCCCUGCCCCACCAGUCGAAGAUGGGGAGGGAAAGGAAACAAGCAGAAUACUUCCAACCACAGCACUUGACGCCGCUGCUGAAUGUAUCUUGUAGAUGAGUUGUAGAAGCCUAGUCAAAACUGCCCUGUGUUGUGGAGCAGGGACAUCAUUGUUGGCUCCUGUGCGUCACAGCCAUUCUCCCCUGCUGUCCAUCCUUUGUCCAUCAGCCCCAGCACCUAUCUACCCUGGAGGAAGCAAAUGCUUAGCACUGCCAUCUUACCAGCGUAGGCACCAAAGGCUUUCCCCAUGUUCAUUUCUUCAUGAGAAGGCUUUGUGCAGCUGUCGGCUGCUGCCCCAAGCAGCAGUGGGCAGGGAACUGGGUGGGCUGAGUGGGAGGGCUGCUCAGCUGUGCCCCUGCCACCUCCUCAGCUGGCCCCUGCUGCCAGCAGGCUCCAUCCUCCUCCACCCUUCUGGCCUGGGACUGGGCAGUGCCAAAGCUGUCCUCCGACAACCAGCUCAGGGGACUUCUCACUGCUAAAAUCUGCUCCAUUGCUGGCUUCACUCUUUCCAUCUGGGAAUCUCCUUUCAGGUGUAAUUCACCGUGGCAUCAGUGUGUGGGGCAGACCAGUAUCCCUCCUCUAAACCUGCCUGGUUCUCCUGAUUUCACUCCCAUACCCUGAGGUGAAACAAUUUCUCACUCCCCGAAUAAGAACCUCCUCUGUAAACUGCUGUCUGUUGGUCUCUGCCUCUCCCUGUUCCUGUACCAACCCCAGCAGCCCUCCCUGUGAAGCAGAGUCUGUGUGUGUGACCCAAAGCUGAGAGGUGGGCCCUGCUGUGCCCACCCUCAUGUGGGAGUGAGGGGUAUCCCUCUCAUCUGCUCUGUUCAGCCAAAUUUCUGGUGACACCAGAAAACAGGAGGGAAAGAUCCUGAGGGAAGUCUGAGAGCUGACGACUCAAAACCCAUUCUGUCUUUCUAAACUGAGUGUCCCUGGAGCUCUGUGACUCACUGGACUCUUAUUUUUAAUCCAAAUAAACUGGGGCAAGGCUGUGUUGAGCUGGCAACUUCCUCCUGUCAUCGUACAGCUGGAUCCUGUCCCUUCUGUGUGCCAAACAUUCCCUCUUGGGGACAUGCCAGCACAGGGGAUCUGGUAUGGCCCAUGAAAUCCUAAUCUCCCGAGAAUCCCACAUAGAGAGAGGGCAGAUCCCACCUGUGUGCCCCAAGAGCACCAGAGGGGUGUAGGCUGAGGCUGCCCCAGGUGGGAAUUGAUGUCAUGGAGCUGAAAUUGAAGCCUGCAGGGUUGAAUGUAGGUGUUGGUGAGAGCAUGGAGUUUCCAAAGGUCAUCUACCCUGUGCCCAGCCACUGGAGCACGACAGAGUUCCUCCCUGCAGCAGGCACGGCUGCCUCUCUAGGUGGAGGUGGAGGGGUUACCUCUGAGUCUGCGUGAGCUUUCUCCAUCCACUGCUACGUUUCCCCUUUGCAGCUCUACCAGGGCAUUGAGCAGAGCUGUCCUUCUUUCUCAUGCUGUAUCAGAGCAGCUGUGUUCUCCUGCAGAGCUGGGAUGGGCCCACCUAGUGCACACUGUCACUGUGUGCUGUACAGGCAGAGGGGGAGCUGCUUGCUGAGGCCGAAGAGGGCUGGAGCCUCCUGCUGCUCCCUGACAAGACGGUUUGCAGUUUUAAUGGGGAUGAUUGUUUAUGUGGCCUGCUGCCCACAGCCGCCGCUUGCCGUGAUUUGUGCAAUAAACCGCUUUCCGUGCUGCUGCUGCCACCGUGGGUGCUGCCCCAUGGCGCUGUGGGUUGUCCUGCUGUGGUUUCCCGGUUCUGCCUGGCUCUGGAGCUGCCUUCUGGUUGCGGAGAGCCCUUUUCCCCUGCGUUAGGCCUUUCUGCGACCCAUUCUCUGUGACAAUA
Molecule: messenger RNA, 3222 nt
Organism: Haliaeetus leucocephalus (bald eagle)
Lineage: Eukaryota; Metazoa; Chordata; Aves; Accipitriformes; Accipitridae
Gene: GOT2
Product: glutamic-oxaloacetic transaminase 2, mitochondrial
Exons: 10
Coding region: 38-1303 (421 amino acids)
Biological process (GO): L-aspartate catabolic process; biosynthetic process
Cellular component (GO): mitochondrion
Molecular function (GO): pyridoxal phosphate binding; L-aspartate:2-oxoglutarate transaminase activity
Source: RefSeq, a predicted model, not a curated record